Messenger RNA from Symbiodinium sp. CCMP2592, 1380 nucleotides. The record is from the annotation of a GenBank genome assembly. NCBI's taxonomy places the organism in Eukaryota, Dinophyceae, Suessiales, Symbiodiniaceae.
GUGCCGUCUUCGUCGUGUCCGGCCGGCGGCGUGACAUCAGCAGAGGUAAGGACCCUUCUCACCAGCAAGCAGCCACAGCUGGUGAAUAGUGGCAGGCCUGCGCUUCCUGCCGAUGGUAAAGAGCCAGCUGGCGAUUAUGUCGCACGAACGGGCAUUCGGGAACACCUCCUUUCCGCUGUUCGUGCUGUGACCCUAGAGCAACCAAAGGAUCCCAUUCCUUUCCUCGCACGCUACUUGCAGGCAUGUGGGCGUGGUGUUCCACGUACCGACGGUUUGCGGCAGGGUGGCAGCGAGGUAGCGCCAGUAGCCGCCGACGACCGGCGCAGUUCAGCCCGCUGCCUCCUGGGCCAAGUCUACGCGCGCGUCUCCAAGAAAUCCGAGGAGGCACAGUCUAUGGGCUCGCGACUCUAUGUCUUGCGCUUGGUGGAAAGCGUGUGCCGGAGGGCCACACCAGAUGCCAGACUGGAACAGAAAGCUCACGUUGAUGCCCAGCUCCUUGCAGAUGAGUCGCCACAGCAGCUGACAGAAAUCCGCCGUGACACGGUGAGCUCGAUGAUGGAACGAGCUGUGGCCGAGGUCGCCCCGGAUUUUUGUGGCGCCACGCCUGCCGCCUCCAUCGUGGCCACCGAGGCAUCCUUUGGCGAGAGGGGCUGCUCUCCUCUUGGUUGGCCGGCCAAUUCUACCUCCUCCCGGGACGUGCAGGACGGUCCGCCCCCCGUCGUGUUCCGUGCAGCUGUUGCCGGCGGUUACCAGCAGAAGGAGGAGGCUUUCAUGCGUGCUGGCCAGUCCCCUUCCACAGGCUAUGAUGCACUCCGCAGUGCUGUACAGCAUGGGCAAAAGGAAGUCGUUUCCCUGCUCCUGGCUUCAAAGGCACAGCCGGACAGUUCGUCCUUGACGACGGCUGCACGCUUCGGCCAUUUUGAGGUUGUGCAGCAACUGCUGCAGUCUGGAGUGAGCCCAGAUGCCCCAGAUGCUGGCUUCUCUGCCCUGCACGACGCGGCUUUUGAAGGACAUGGCUCCGUGGUCGCUGUUUUACUGGCUGCCCGCGCCGAGGUUGACAUUGCCGCCGCAGAUGGCGCCACGCCGCUGCAUUUGGCCGCAAUCGCAGGCCACGACCACAUCGUCGCGCUUCUCGUUGAGGCUGAUGCCGACACGGUGCGUACCGCUGGGCCACAGCAGGCGACUGCACUUCAUUUGGCGGCCAGCCGCGGUCAUGUGUCGGUUCUCCGGGCUUUGCGUCAACAGAAGGUGCAAGGUCCUUUUUCUUGGUGGCCUUCGCUCCUGGUUAAGGGUCCGAACCAUGGAUGGGCAAAAGGCUACCGAGACACCUUGUCAGAACAACGACGUCCUCAAAGAGGACUACGAACUACAUCACCCUGA